This is a messenger RNA of Parnassius mnemosyne (clouded apollo), 1314 nucleotides long. The record is from the annotation of a GenBank genome assembly. Lineage: Eukaryota; Metazoa; Arthropoda; Insecta; Lepidoptera; Papilionidae.
AUGUCUUUCCUUCAUAAUCAUUCUUGCGAGUGCGUUAAGUCAGAAUUGGAUUUGUUUGCACUACCGUCUACACAAACUAGCAUUGAAAAUGGAUUGUGGAUUCAUUAUAAACCAAUUUCAUCUCUUGAUGAUGAUGGACCUAUCGAGUUUCAAGUUCCUGGGACCGGCGAUGACUACAUAGAUUUGUCUCAUACAUUACUCCACAUAAAGGCAAAAGUAUUAAAUCAAGAUUCAACUAACUUGGUAUCUACUACAAUAGUAGCACCUGUAAAUAAUUGGCUGCAUUCACUUUUUAGUCAACUUGAUGUUUAUUUAAACCAAAAACUUGUAUCACCACCUAAUAAUACCUAUGCAUAUCGAGCAUACAUGGAAACCCUUUUAAACUAUGCCCCUGCUGCUAAACAAUCUCAUCUUACUUGUAGUCUUUGGUAUGAGGAUACAGCAGGAAAAAUGGAUUCUACAGAUGGUAAAAACAUAGGAUUUGUUAAAAGACAGGAAUUGAUUAGUGAAAGUAAGGAAACAGAAAUGAUUGGUCAUCUUCACGGUGACAUUUUUAACCAAGAUAAAUUUUUAAUUAAUGGUGUUGAAAUGAGUGUUAAAUUGGUUCGAUCAAGAGAGAGUUUUAAUUUAAUUGUUGGGUCAAACGAUGUAAAGUUUAAAGUUUGCAUUACGGACGCAACUCUUAUUGUUCGACGAGCACGAAUUAAUCCAAGUGUAUUACUCGCACAUCAAAAAGUUUUAGCUUCUACCACUGCUAAAUAUCCUAUUACUCGAGCUGAAGUAAAAGUUUUAACAAUUCCUUCGGGUGUUCAAGGAAAAACUCUUGAUAAUAUAUUUUUAGGACAGGUACCGAAAAGAUGUAUAAUUGGAUUUGUGAACAAUUCUGCAUUUAAUGGUUCCCUUACUAAAAAUCCAUUUAACUUUGAAAACUAUGGUAUUAAUUCUUUCAGCUUAUAUAUUGAUGGUCAACAAAUACCUUCAAAAGCUUUGCAACCAUCUUUUAAUAAUAGCAUAUUUACAUCAGCAUAUCAUACUCUAUUCUCGGGAACUGGUAUUCACUUUCUUAAUGAAGGAAAUGGAAUCUCUUGUGAACAGUAUGGCAAAGGUUACUGUCUAUUAGCAUUUGACUUAACUCCUGAUUUAUCAGCUAACUCAUCAACUCAUUGGAAUCUCAUAAAGCAUGGUAGUGUAAGAAUAGAAGUACGAUUUGAAUCCUCAUUAAUACAAACAAUUAACUGUAUAGUUUAUGCUGAGUUUGAUAAUAUUAUUGAGAUAGAUAAAAACAGAAAUGUUACUGUAGACUAUAGUAGUUAA